Suillus fuscotomentosus is the source of this 357-nucleotide messenger RNA. RefSeq lists its product as uncharacterized. Bases 1 to 333 code for a protein of 110 amino acids. The transcript has a single exon. NCBI's taxonomy places the organism in Eukaryota, Fungi, Basidiomycota, Agaricomycetes, Boletales, Suillaceae. The record is from RefSeq and is a predicted model, not a curated record.
AUGGACAAGGGGCGUGAAAGUAUUCGCAAGGCCGAUAACGAUCACGCUAGGACUAUAUUCAUGAGCGCUGCAGAGCUUUCUGCUGCCCUGGUUGCUUUUGACGACCACACGCAGGGUCAGUAUUGGAAGGAAGUGCUAGGGGCGAGAACGGAACUUGCAUUGACGCUAGGCAACGCGACUGAGAUGGCCAUGCGAGAGAAGCACUGGCAGCAGGCAUUUUAUUUCGGACCCGGUGCUGAGAACAUUCCAGCCAUCGAGCAUUUGGAUGCCAAUAUUAUUGCGGAAAAUGAGCGGCACGUCGAGCAAGCGAGGAUUGCGAAUUUUGCAAAAUAAAAGCCAUCUAGCAUUAACAUGUGA